This is a messenger RNA of Triticum turgidum subsp. durum (durum wheat), 615 nucleotides long. NCBI's taxonomy places the organism in Eukaryota, Viridiplantae, Streptophyta, Magnoliopsida, Poales, Poaceae. The record is from the annotation of a GenBank genome assembly.
AUGUCCCUCAUCACCGAUGACCCCGACCGCGCUCCGAGGGACUGCACGGCGGCCAGGCGCCACCAGUCCGGUAGGCGCCGGCGGUGGCUGCUGAUCGCCGCGGCGUCAGCAAUGGCGUUGCUGCUAGCCAUGGCCAUCAUACUCUGGCUCACCCUCCGCCCUUCCAGCCCACGGUUCAGGCUGUUGUCCGCCACCGCCUCCACCAACGCCACCGGGGGCAUGGCGGGCACCGUGCUGCUCGACGCUUACGUUGUCGCGCACAACCCCAACGCGCACGCCCUCGCGCUCUAUGACGGCCUCCGGGCGCGAGCGUCCUACGCGGGACUCCAGCUCGCCGCCGCCGCGCCGAUCCCGCCGUUCCAGCAGGCCCAGGGCGACGUCAUGCUCUCUGCCGCGCUCUCCUCGUCGUCCUCGGCGGCGGAGGAAACGACGGCGGGCGGGCGAUCGCCGGCGCUGCUGACGCUGCGCGUGGGGGGGCGGCUCCGAUGGAAGGUGGUCGUCUGGGUGUCCAGUAGCCGCACCCUCGCUGCCGAGUGCAUCGCCGCCGCCGUCUCGCCGUCUCAGCUCAGGGCCGUCGUCGUGCAGGACUGCCAGUGCGCCACCACCAUCGAAUGA